Messenger RNA from Penicillium waksmanii, 795 nucleotides. Its product is annotated as COG1/VPS51 family protein. The transcript is spliced from 2 exons. Gene Ontology annotation, cellular component: membrane; GARP complex; EARP complex. NCBI's taxonomy places the organism in Eukaryota, Fungi, Ascomycota, Eurotiomycetes, Eurotiales, Aspergillaceae. The coding region runs from base 1 to 795 and encodes 264 amino acids. Gene Ontology annotation, biological process: Golgi organization; lysosomal transport; endocytic recycling. The record is from RefSeq and is a predicted model, not a curated record.
AUGUCAACCUUGUCCUCACCCCGCCCCUCAAUCGCUUCCUCUCGUGGCCAUUCACCCGGUCCAGCUUCUUCUCGCCCCUCUCUCGAUGCACUAAACACCAACAUCGCUGGCGGCCUUAGUGCCGCCUCCACUCCGUCGACCGCGCGAGCCAUCUCUCCCAACCCCAUCGCCGGACGGCGGAAUCGCUCGGCCUUACGAGACUACUAUAAGCUUAAACCCCCCUGGACGGGAACGGAGCUAGACAAUGCGGACUUCGACCCUCAGCGUUAUGUCGACCAACUCCUAUCAACCUCGUCCCUCUCAACAAUCCUCAAAGCGGAGAAUACACUGGUUGGAGAUGUUCGCACUCUAGACGGGGAGCGCAAAGCGCUUGUUUACGAUAAUUACUCCAAGCUCAUACGGGCUGUGGAAACAAUUGGCAAAAUGCGUCAAAGUAUGGACGAGCGCGGAGCACCCUUGACUAUGACCAAAACUCUGGGUCCAGCCAUUUCAUUCGUUGCUGAGACUGCUGGCAGUCUUAUAAAAGAGGGCGAGGAACAUCGCCGCCGCAUUAAAGAGGAACGGAGCCAACGUCCUGCCCCACCUCAUAAUAAGAACGAGAAGGAGACCGUCCAGUGGGUUCUUGCCUCGCCUCAGAGGCUGGAAAAAUAUAUUUCCGAGGACAAGCGCGACGACGCCUUAAAGGACUGGGAUGAGGUCAAGAAGCUACUCGAUGCUUGGGGUGAAGUCAAAGGUGUUGCUGAAAUCCGCGAGGCUUGUGAGAAGGUCAUGAAUACGGACAGCAACGAUGAUUGA